Messenger RNA from Triticum aestivum (bread wheat), 1369 nucleotides. RefSeq lists its product as uncharacterized. Lineage: Eukaryota; Viridiplantae; Streptophyta; Magnoliopsida; Poales; Poaceae. The coding region runs from base 8 to 1177 and encodes 389 amino acids. The transcript has 3 exons. The record is from RefSeq and is a predicted model, not a curated record. Gene Ontology annotation, molecular function: protein binding.
CCUAACCAUGAGCACGCGAGGGGAGAUGUCUCCUCCGCUCCGCCGCACCCCUCCGCCGCCCGCCUCUCUGCCAGACGACGACGACCUGCUCCGGGAGAUUCUCCUCCGCCUGCCGCCCCGCCCUUCCUCCCUCCCCAGGGCCUCCCUCGUUUGCAAGCGUUGGCGCAGCCUCAUCGGCGAUCCCCAAUUCCAACGCCGCUUCCGCGGCCACCACGGCAAGCCUCCUCUCCUUGGCUUCUUCCUCGAUGAGUAUAGCUCCUGUCCGUUUGUUCCACUGCUGGAUCGACCAGAUCGCAUCCCCGGCGAUCGCUUCUUCAAGCCUCUCCAUGACGGCAACCGCAUCGUCGACUGCCGCCAUGGACUUGUACUUAUCUUCAGCUCAAGGCAAAACACAUGGCCGCCGCGCCACCUAUUGGUGUGGGAUCCCGUCGCCCGCGAGCAGUGCCGCCUCAUCUUCCCACCAGAGCUGGACGUUGACCAGAUGUUCAUCUUCAACGGGGCGGUGCUUCGCCCUGCCCGCAGUCACGGCCAUUUCCAGGUGGCCCUGGUAGCCCAUUACGUACGUGCUGAUAAUCCUAAAAGAGUUUUCGCAUGCCUUUACUCAUCAGAGAACGGCACAUGGAGCAAUAUCAAGUCACUGCAGCUGCAAUCGUUUAUAGCCUCGCCAGAACCCAGCACUUUGAUUGGGAAUUCCAUUUGCUGGUUAAUUAAGGAGGGGCAUCAUCACAAUCGCCGGUAUGUCAUAGUUGAGUUUGAUUUGGAUAGGCAGAGCCUAGCUGUGAUAGAGCUGCCACCGCACAUAGAAGCCGGCAUUUCAAAGCUAAGGAUUAUGCCCACAGAGGAUGGUGGGCUUGGCUUCAUUGAUCUCUCAGGAUUCCACGCCGAGAUAUGGAAGAGAAAGCCUGAUUCUGAUGGUUUGGCUGUAUGGGUGCUCGACAGAGCUAUUGAAUUCAAGGAGCUCAGUUCAACUUGGAAGGGGUACCUAUUUUUAGUGGGGUUUGCCGAGGAGAGUAAUGCACUACUUUUAAAGAUAGGUUCCGCUUUGUUCAUGGUCUAUCUCCAGUCAAUGGAGUUUAAGAAACUUCCCAAUAUGACCGGCUUCCAUAGCUAUUAUCCAUUUGAGUUUUGCUACGCGGCAGGUACUGGCAUUGGUGAUGGGAUGGUGGAGAUGAAGUGAACAAUAUGUGAGAUGAUUAUUUGGUAUGGCUAACUUGGAGGACUGGCUUAUCGGUGUAGGAUUCUGUAUUUUCUGCUCAUGCUGUAAACAACUGGCCGAACUCAAGGUGAUCGCGUUUUAGGUCAUGUAGUACUAGUAUUCCAGCUGAUGGUGAUUCAGUGAAAGAAAUGCUGCUCGUGUAUUGAAAUGUCA